Paramuricea clavata is the source of this 257-nucleotide messenger RNA. NCBI's taxonomy places the organism in Eukaryota, Metazoa, Cnidaria, Anthozoa, Malacalcyonacea, Plexauridae. The record is from the annotation of a GenBank genome assembly.
AUGGCAGCUGUGCCAUGUCAUAAACUGUCAAAUAUCAAAAAGCAAGCUAUGAAUUAUAAUAUAAUUGGAAUUGAUGAAGGACAAUUUGUAAGUUUUGUGCUGGGUUUAAUAAAUACGAGUAUUACAUAUACGUGUAAGUAUGAAAAUGUAUUACUGUUUUGCCAUAGUUUUCAGAUAUUGUUGAAUUCUGUGAAGAACUGGCAAACAAAGGAAAAACUGUAAUUGUUGCCGCACUUGAUGGUACAUUUCAACGACAG